CGUGUCUCAGCAGAAGCAGCAGAAGCCGGUCAUCAUGUCCACCGUGGAGGAGCUGAAGCUGCGGGUCCGGGAGCUGGAGAACGAGUUGAUCCGAUGUCGGCAGAAGUGUUCUGGAGCCGAGCAGCCGCUCAGAGAGAAGAUCCACACCAUGAGCUCGGAGGUUGUGGACUCGAACCCCUACAGUCGCCUGAUGGCUCUGAAGAGGAUGGGCAUCGUGCAGGACUAUGAGAAAAUCCGGAGCUACACGGUGGCUGUGGUUGGCGUGGGCGGAGUCGGCAGUGUCACGGCGGAGAUGCUCACCCGGUGUGGCAUCGGUAAGCUGCUGCUGUUCGACUACGACCGCGUGGAGCUGGCCAACAUGAACCGACUGUUCUUCCAGCCGCACCAGGCUGGCAUGAGCAAAGUGGAGGCUGCCGAACACACACUCAGGAACAUCAACCCAGACGUAACCUUCGAGACCCACGACUACAACAUCACCACCCUGGACAACUUCAACCACUUCAUGGAGCGAAUCAGUCAUGGGGGGCUGGAGGAGGGGUCCCCCGUUGACCUGAUUCUGAGCUGCGUGGACAACUUUGAGGCCCGGAUAGCCAUCAACACGGCGUGUAACGAGCUGGGCCAGGUGUGGAUGGAGUCGGGCGUCAGUGAGAACGCCGUGUCGGGACACAUCCAGCUCAUCAUCCCCGGGGAGACCGCCUGCUUCUCCUGCGCGCCCCCCCUGGUGGUGGCGGCCAACAUCGACGAGAAGACCCUGAAGAGGGAGGGGGUGUGUGCGGCCAGCCUGCCCACCACCAUGGGCGUGGUCGCCGGCAUCCUGGUGCAGAACGUACUCAAGUACCUGCUGAAGUUCGGCGUGGUGAGCCACUACCUGGGCUACAACGCCAUGCAGGACUUCUUCCCCAAGAUGUCCAUGAGGCCGAACCCCCACUGCGACCACAGCCACUGCAGGAGGCAGCAGGGCGAGUACCAGAGGAGAGAGGCGGAGCAGCCCAGAGAGGAGGUGGUGGAAGUCGAGGAGGAGGUCGUCCAUGAGGAGAACGACUGGGGUAUCGAGGUGGUGUCGGAGGUGACGGAGGAGGAGCUGAAGGAGUCCUCCGGGCCCGUCCCAGAUCUCCCAGAAGGCAUCACUGUAGCCUACACCCUUCCUGCUCAGAAGGAUGCGGCUGAAGGGGCGAUGGUGCAGGAGACGGAGGAGAGUCUGGAGGAGCUGAUGGCCCGCAUGAAGCAGAUCUGAGGCUAGCCGCUAGAAGCUAACGGCUAGCCGCUAGCAUCGACCACCCCUUGCUGACCACCUGGAGCAUGCCCGUGGCUAACCUGGUUAGCAUUUCCCCAGAAAGCCCACAGCACUUCUAGAGAAAUGUCGUCUCGAAGCAGCUUUUGCUGAGCUACUAGGAUCGUCCAUUAUGAGUUCCAGCAGAGCUAAACCCAUUAACAGGAUACAGGUAACAUAUACGUGCUGUGGAGUCUUAAUACUAAUAUCAUAAACUCUGUAAAGUUUUUUUUGUUCAUGGAGAUCUCCUCUGUAACAUCACAUCAUCAAACGUCUUUCAAUAAAAUAUUUAUUUGAUGGAACAA
Gadus macrocephalus (Pacific cod) is the source of this 1575-nucleotide messenger RNA. It is a transcript of the gene uba5, whose product is annotated as ubiquitin-like modifier activating enzyme 5. Bases 35 to 1234 code for a protein of 399 amino acids. Gene Ontology annotation, cellular component: cytosol; cytoplasm. Gene Ontology annotation, biological process: protein ufmylation. NCBI's taxonomy places the organism in Eukaryota, Metazoa, Chordata, Actinopteri, Gadiformes, Gadidae. Gene Ontology annotation, molecular function: UFM1 activating enzyme activity. The transcript has 13 exons. The record is from RefSeq and is a predicted model, not a curated record.